UUGUGUAUAUAUAAAUAAAAAUCCAUUUCCAUUCACCAAAAUCUUAAACUCUUUUUAUUUUUAUUUUUUCUUUCUUUUGUUUAUUUUUUUUUCUUUUCUCUCCCUCUCUCUAUGAGGAUCCGAAAGAACGCGAAGCUUUCCCCUCUUCUAUUCUCUUCUUCUUCUUCGUCGCAAGGUGGUUCUUUUCCGGUGGAGACCUUUCAGACCCACGUGUGCCAGCUUAACCAGUCACCAUGGGAUGUGAUCCCCUUUGACUCUGACUCAAUCCAGUUCGAAGCCGAGGAUAGCUUCACCGCUGGAAAUAAUGGCAGCGCUGGCGAUUCCAUUGGAGCUGUUGAGAGUGUUGCUUCGAUGAUGGAAGAAGCUGAAGAUAAGCACAAGAUAGAAGACAUGGCGUUGGACGAUAAUCACGAUAAUGGUGGAAACAAAUGCAAGAGCUUGAAUGAGAAGGGUUCUCCAUGUAAGAAUGAAGUUAAACAAGGUCAAUCAUUCUGUUAUCACCAUUUGUCUCUGCUUAGGUCAUACAACAAUAAUGGGAAUGACAAUAGUGGUAGCGGUAGCGGUGGUGGUGGUUAUAACAAGAAACCGGCAUCAUCGACCACCGGCGGGGCGCGGCGGGGCGCUAGAGCUCGUGGCGCGGCGAAGAAGGCUCCUUCUUCUUCGAACCCAUAUGAAUUCUACUAUUAUUCUGGGUUUGGACCACUGUGGGGGAAACGAAGAGGCGAUAGGAAUGGAGAAGGUAGCAAGAAUAGUGUUAUUGUUGAGAAUUCUUCUUCAACAAUGGUGGAAUCAGAGAAUGUUAUAGCUUCUCCUCCUGAUGAUGUUGUUGCUAAUAAUACUAAUAACAAUAGUAUAAAUAAUAAUAGUAAUAUUCAGAGUAGUGGUGGUGGUGUUGUUGUUACUUGUUCUUCUACUCAGGUGGUAGUGAAUGAGGAAUUUGAUUAUGUGGAUGAUGACGAAGAAGAGGAUGCUAAUGAAGAUGAGAGUGGAAAGAAGAGAAUGAGGAAGCCUGUGAAAGCAAGGUCUUUGAAAUCGCUAAUGUGAAGAAUCUUGUAUGUAAAAUCGUGGGUAGGGGUUGAAUGAAUGAAUGAUAUAGUAUAAGAUCGAGGGUUGGGGUUCUUCAAUGUAAUGUUUUGUGAUUACCUAAAUUUGAUGUUGUUGUUGUUUUUGUAUUUUUAUUUUUAUUUUUUAAUUUUGGUGUUAGGGUGGGUUCUCUCCUUCUUCUACUGUUUGGGAUAUUUAGGGUUAUGAAAUAAUAAUGCUAGUUUUUUUUUAUUUUAUUUUUUCUUUUGUUGGGUUUCACAUGAUGAUGAUGUGUUAGUUCGUGGGUGAGGUUAGGCUUGCCCCUGGAAACAACAUGAUGGAUGGUAGGGGUUUUUUU
This is a messenger RNA of Gastrolobium bilobum, 1381 nucleotides long. RefSeq lists its product as uncharacterized. The transcript has 3 exons. The coding region runs from base 112 to 1044 and encodes 310 amino acids. NCBI's taxonomy places the organism in Eukaryota, Viridiplantae, Streptophyta, Magnoliopsida, Fabales, Fabaceae. The record is from RefSeq and is a predicted model, not a curated record.